Molecule: messenger RNA, 3841 nt
Organism: Trematomus bernacchii (emerald rockcod)
Lineage: Eukaryota; Metazoa; Chordata; Actinopteri; Perciformes; Nototheniidae
Gene: ccnt2a
Product: cyclin T2a
Exons: 9
Coding region: 33-2075 (680 amino acids)
Biological process (GO): regulation of transcription by RNA polymerase II; positive regulation of DNA-templated transcription, elongation
Cellular component (GO): nucleus; cyclin/CDK positive transcription elongation factor complex
Molecular function (GO): cyclin-dependent protein serine/threonine kinase activator activity
Source: RefSeq, a predicted model, not a curated record
UCCGCUUUCUCGAUGCCCAAUGUUGGAGAGUAAUGGCGGCGUGCCGGGGAUCCUCGUCGAAAUGGUUUUUCACCCGGGAACAGCUCGAAACAACGCCGUCCCGUCGAUGUGGAGUCGAACCAGACCGAGAGCUCUCCUACCGGCAACAAGCGGCAAAUCUGAUCCAAGAUAUGGGUCAGAGACUCAACGUCUCCCAACUAACAAUAAAUACAGCCAUUGUUUACAUGCAUAGAUUUUAUAUGAACCACUCCUUCACCAAAUUCCACAGGAAUAUAAUCUCUCCAACCACCUUAUUCUUGGCCGCAAAAGUGGAAGAGCAACCUCGGAAACUCGAACAUGUGAUCAAAGUGGCACAUGCUUGCCUCAAUCCCCAAGAAUCGCCUCUAGACACAAAGAGUAAUGCAUACCUCCAGCAAGCUCAAGAGCUGGUGAUACUUGAAUCCAUAGUGCUGCAGACCCUGGGCUUUGAAAUUACUAUUGAUCACCCACACACUGAUGUGGUGAAAUGUUCCCAGCUAGUGCGAGCAAGCAAGGAUCUGGCACAGACUUCCUAUUUCAUGGCUACCAACAGUCUACACCUCACUACGUUCUGCCUCCAGUACAAACCCACAGUGAUCUCCUGUGUGUGCAUCCACCUGGCCUGUAAGUGGUCAAACUGGGAGAUCCCAGUUUCCACUGAUGGGAAACACUGGUGGGAGUACGUGGACAACUCGGUCACCCUCGAGCUGCUUGAUGAGUUGACCCACGAGUUUCUGCAAAUUCUGGAGAAGACGCCCAGCCGGUUAAAGAGGAUUCGCAACUGGAGGGCAACACAAGCUGCCAAAAAGCCAAAGGGUGACGGCACAUCGUUGAAUGACAACUCCUUUGCCGGGCCUUCCAUGCUCCAAGAUGAUGCAUCACUCCCUGGUGGCUCCUGCAACCCAAGUUUUUCCAAGGCAGGCGCUGCCUUCAUGUCUGGCCCCUCCGGGGAUGGACCCCUGUCUCUGGAAUCCUUGGCUGGCUCGUACAACCCAGCCAGCCACAGCGAGUGGCCCCUGGGUAACCAGAGCCAAGCUGGGUAUGCUACCUCCAGUAUAAAACAGGAACCCCUCAGCAUCCCUCUGCAAGAGCCCUCCCUGCUUCUUAAUGCGCCGGUAUACAGGACUGAUAAAACACUGGACUUCAUACCUGUCAAACAGGAACAAAAAGGAGGACAGCCUCCUCCACCACAACCGUCUCCAGCUCAGAAGCUGUCUCUGGACAGAUACAGAGAGAAACAAGCAGCAGAGCAGACUGUCUCCGGGCAUAAACGCAGCCAGGAACAGCAUGGAGGAAUAAUGGAUUGUGACGGGAGGGGGGACAUGUUAUCUUCCUCCUCUUCUACCUAUGCACCCGCGAGCCAAGUAGACCAUAGAAAACAUUCACAGCCCCACCAAACAUCCCACGGUGUUGGUGGAGGCACCACUGCCUCCCCGAUGAAAAUUAAAGCUCCCUCCUCAACUUCAGGGCAAGAAAGACGUCAUCAUAGUGACAAGCGGGACAAAGGCUCACUCAAGCUCCGCCUGGCUGUCCCCGGGUCUGGUGGGGGCUACCAGCUGGACAAAGGCGGACUGCCAAGCAAAGACGAGCUCAAGAUGAAGAUAAAAGUCUCAUCAUCGGAGCGCCACAGCUCAUCGGACGAAGGCAUGGCGGCCAACAACAACAACAAGAGCAAACAUUCCAGCCCUCUGGUGAUUAAGGAGAAACAGCACCGUGGAGCAGAUCACCUCCAUCGCCACCACAAGCACAGUCAUCCUCACACACACAGCGGGAACGGCGGGGGAGGCCCGCUACGGGGGCUGCCGGGCAUGGAAGGGCCCAUACUCGCUCCUCCAGGAUCCCUGUCUUCCUCAUCGCGCAAGAGGGCGUACCCCGAGGCCGGCCACAACAACCACCACCCUCCCUCCUCAUUCUCCACUUCAUGCUCCAAAGUGAGCAAAAACUCCAAGGGUGGCACAGUUGCUGCAGGUACUACAUAUUUUUCUUUCCCCUUUUCUCCUCCUUGCUCCUCUCCUGUACUGCAGUGUGUCUCGUCUGGCUUGCAGCUCUAUGGCUAACCUCCCCCCUCCCUCCUCCUUAUUCUUGUUUCUCCUCCUCCUCCCCUCCUGUCACACCCAGGUGGGCUGCGGACCUCUCAGCAGUACCCUCCUCCUCCUAAUGAAUCGCCACAUGAAGUGGGAGAGCAGAGACACUGAAAGACCCCUCUCUGCAGCCAUGGCCCAAACUACCCACAGCUCAGACUAUGAAGACUAUGCUCCCUGUUAAGUGCCCUGUGAAAAAUAACUCUUUAUGUCAUGAUAAACCCUUUACUGAAUGGCAGAAACGCGUAUCUGCAAAAAAAAAAAAAAGAUAAGUAUUGUUGGACCUCUCAAUUUCUGAGACAAGAAAGAUGAAAAAAAUUAUGCUUCCUGACCGUCAGAUCUCUGGGCCCUAAUGCUCAGUCCUUUCUUUCUGUUAGUGUUGAAUUGCUGCUUGGUUCUCCUUCCUCAAAUGAGUCUCGGAAUGUGCAAAGUUGGGUGAAUGUGUGCGUUUUCAUCGAGGGGAAAGUACUUCCCUGCAUUUCAGAUCUCAGUAUGGGAAAAAGUACUAUAAGAGGCACGGAAGGUGCUCUUUCUUCCUUCUUUUUUUUAAUGAUUAAUUUAAUUGAAUCCCAUUUCUGCGGUUGUAUGUAGGAAGGCAGUGACCAGCUGGAGAGGAGUUCAAGUUAUGAAGUUAUGUUAGCUGGCCUUCCAAUUAAUACUGUUGAUGGAUGCAACUUUAAUUUUUUAGGUGUGAAUUUUCAUCUCCUCAAUCUCUUUCUUGUCUUGAUUUAUUUUUUAUACUUUAGUACUGUGCGUAUGAUUUGCAUGUUUCAAUCAUCAAAGGGAUUUAAAAGGAGAAUACGUACUUGCUGUUUACAGAAAGUGGAGAUAAAUGUACAUACGUUUUUGUAUGUUUAAAGAAAGAAAAUAUGACUACUCAGGUUUGGAGCUGCUUGUAAGUAUAACAAGAUAACUAUAAUACCUAUAAAAUACUUUUAUUUUGUUGAUCAACGGAUUGGGUGUCAUCCGGUGAAUGAUUGCAGCGUCCCAGUGGCGUGUGCUUCUUACACCUUCCUGAAGGGGGUGCUGUUCUGUGCUUUUCAUCACAGGGAAUAUCAUUUGAUGCCCUCAGUGACACAGGCACAUCCAACACCUACUUAUUAUAACAUCAGUGAUGCAAUUUCUACCAAAAACAUUUUUUUUCUUUACCUAUAAGUAGACCUUUAAGCUGGAUGCCAAAGGUUGUGCCUCAAAAAGACAAACAACUGACAAAGACAGUAGUAGUGUGCUAUUAAAGUUUACAUAACCCUUUUUACUUUGAAGUGUAUCACAUAAUUUCAUGACGUGAAGCUGUUGCCUUUAGAUGUCAGCCCUUAAAUGGGAUACAUGUAAGUAUGAUUCAAUCAGCCAAUAACAUGGUACUAUAUAGAAAAAAAAACAUCAAACCGGGACCAAUUGGCCAUAUGCAACCAAUAACCGCUGGAUAUUUUGGCAUCUGCAAUGUUAACACCCCAACUAGGUUUUGUCUUCAUCCAACUGGUUAAAUUGACAUUUACAGCCAUGUACCUGUCCGAACAUGUCUUCAGUUUCAUACAUUAAACUCUGCAAUGUUCUCAAAUCUUGACCCCUUCUGUUUUUCACUUGGUCUCUUUGUGCAAAGUACUCAAGGCUGGAUUGGUGGUACCUUCGUUAGGGAUUUAGGGCACACAGCAAAGCAGUUGAGGACAAAUAAGCAUAACCCCCCUCGUCCUUUUUUCUCAUUUUCAUUUCAAUAUUAUGAAUAAACUUCAAAGUUGCCAUUA